GGACGCUGGCGCCUUUGUUCGUUCCCUCGCUUCGUCGUCUUUCGCCGCCGCCGCUUCCUUCUACCUCAGCCCAGCGCCGCAGCCCAGCCCAGGAGGACGGCGGGAGAGAUUCCUCGUUGACUCGCUCCGACGUGGUCCGGCUCAUCUCAGAUUAGCUCUGGGGCUCUCCAGCCUCUCAGGUACUCUACUCCCCUUCACCUCCCGCCGGCAGGGUGUGGCGGCGCCUUGAGAUUCUCCUCCUGCUUGCUGCCUGCUCGUGCUGCUUCAGUUCCCGCAUCCUGUGACCCUUUCUUCGUGCGAAUCAAUCUUCUUGCGUUUCCAAUUUUUUUUUAACAAAAACUUCUUGCGUUUCAAAUUUAGGUGCGAAUUGUGUGGCGAGUAGAUUGGUUUCGUUCAACUUUUAGGAGCCUACUACGAUCCAUAAGCAUCCAUCCCUCUACCUCUAGGCAAGUUAGGUGUUCCUGGCUUCCACCUGCUGUUAUGCUCACUACCUUGUGGGCGCGUCAGAUUGCUCAUCUGCCCAAGUGCGCAAAUUCAGGGGUAGCCUGUGCCCCUUCCUUCCUUGCUGUCACGCAGCCACCUCCCCAAUUUAGUUUGGUUCACAGGGCGUCCUUCAGAUCCCAACACAGCCAAUUGACAAGCGCUGCAGGUCCUCUUAUGGCUGAAAGGGAGUUGAUUGGCAAGGAUAAGCUUGUACUUAGAGGUUUGCAGUUUCACGGAUUCCAUGGAGUGAAACAAGAAGAAAAGACACUGGGCCAAAAGUUCGCUGUAGACGUCGAUGCUUGGAUGGAUCUGAGCACUGCUGGUGAAACUGACAGCAUAUAUGAUACAGUCAGUUACACGGAUAUUUACAGAAUUGUCAAGGAUGUGGUUGAAGGACCAUCUCAGAAUCUUUUGGAGUCAGUGGCUCAUCGGAUUGCAAGUGCCACAUUGCUCAAGUUCCCUCAAAUAUCUGCUGUACGAGUUGAAGUUAAGAAACCUCAUGUUUCUGUACCAGGAAUUAUCGACUAUUUAGGUGUUGAGAUAGUUAGGUAUAGAAAGGACAUGGCAGGAAUUUCACCAUGAGCUCCACUGCACUAGCAUACCGAGGAUGACAUGUCCAUGUUCAAUCUGUCAAUGGCGUCUCUGACUGCUCAACAUUGCAUUCCUUCAGAUGUAUAUACUGCAACAAUUUGUACUGAAUGUUUGCUCUCAGAAGCUGUUCGGCUCAAAAUUGAUCUAGUUUUAUUGGAAUUGAAGUAGGCAAUUAAGUUUUUUUCUAGCCAAAGCUUGGAUGGAGAUGAAAUUCCGGCAUUGGAUACUUAUUAUCAGCCCGGUUGAUAUUUUUCAUAUUGCACCUUCCUUCCCUGAUGUCUGGUCCGUGGUUCUGUAAAUUUUGUACCUUCUUUUGUUCCAUUCUAUCAAAACUAUGAGCAAAUUGGAGCUGUCA
Panicum hallii is the source of this 1429-nucleotide messenger RNA. RefSeq names its product dihydroneopterin aldolase 2-like. Gene Ontology annotation, molecular function: dihydroneopterin aldolase activity. The transcript has 4 exons. The record is from RefSeq and is a predicted model, not a curated record. Gene Ontology annotation, biological process: folic acid-containing compound metabolic process. Lineage: Eukaryota; Viridiplantae; Streptophyta; Magnoliopsida; Poales; Poaceae. Gene Ontology annotation, cellular component: cytoplasm. The coding region runs from base 481 to 1065 and encodes 194 amino acids.